UGUCAAUGUAAGGAAUGUUGUAGACUGGAAGUGACAAGCAAAUUUUGUGAUUUAAAAAUGAAAGAAAAAAGUGAAAAAUCCACAAAAAAACUGGAAAAUGGAAAUUUGACUAAAGCAUCUAUUAUUCUUUGUGUUGCUGCUGUUGUCUUAGCUGGAGGUCCUGCCUUUUAUAUUUCGUACAUGUCAGCAGCUUUAAGAGAAAAAAUAUGCACAUUUCAACACUCAUCGCCAAUCUGCACACCAUCUCCAUACCGUACCUACGAUGGUUCCUGCAACAACCUACAAAAUCCACUUGCUGGAACAGCAAAUUCUUUUUAUGGUCGCAUUCUACCUGCUCUUUAUGGUGAUGGAGUUUCAACUCUUCAAAAAUCUGUCACUGGUCAUCAACUUGCAAGUCCGAGGAAAAUAUCAAAAGCUAUCUUUGGAGAAGUAAGUGUUCCAGAUCCUGUUUAUUCAAUUGCAAUGAUGCAGUUCGGGCAAUUUAUUGUACAUGACAUGGGUUUUGGACUUGAUGGCAAUUCGCCAUCGUGUUGCUCAAGCUUGAUAGGAUCUUCAAUGGGAUUAAAUCCACAUGCAACAUCUGGAACUCCAUCGGAGAUGCCUGAUUGUGCAGCUAUAUCAAUUCCUAGUGAAGAUCCUGUAUAUCCACCGAAUAUUACCUGCAUGGAUUUCACAAGAGAUGCACAUUCAGGUGAUUUACAAUGUCCUGCACUUGCAGCUGGUCAGCCAAUCGAGCAAAUCACAUCAGUCACAGCUCAUCUUGACUUGUCUGUAGUUUAUGGAAAUUCUGAGGAGCUAGCAACAUUUUUAAGAACCAUGGAAGGUGGAUUGUUCAAAAUAGUUGAAACUGACGGCUAUGAAUAUCCACUCCAUGAUCCAGAUCCAACAAUCAACUGCUUUGUACAUCCACCACAAGAUCUUUGCUAUUUAGCUGGCGAUGAUCGUCUCAAUCAAAGUCCACACUUGACAGUCAUCCACAUUCUGUUUAUUCGUGAGCACAAUCGACUUGCUAGGGCACUUGCAGCUAUUAAUCCUCACUGGAAUGAUGAAAAACUCUUCCAAGAAGCUCGUCGAAUCAACAUUGCUGAGCAUCAAUAUAUUUCUUAUUAUGAAUGGCUGACACUGUUCUUGGGAACUGAAAACAUGCUGCAUACUGGAUUAAUCAAGCACUUCAGUGGUGACGAGUAUGUCAAUGACUAUGACUCAAGUGCAGUGCCAACAACGUUCAAUGAAUUUUCAAAUGCCGCUUUUCGGUUCUUCCAUUCACAAAUUGAGGGUCAUUUGAACCUCCUAACAGAAUCCCGCGAAAUAAUCACCACAAUCGCCCUCAGUGACCACUUUAACAACCCAAACAUCACUCAAGACAACUUUGAUGAACUAGCACGUGGCAUGGUCCACCAAAACUCUCAAUUAUCCGACAGUAACUUUGAUGAGCAAGUACGAGAAUUUUUAUUUAAAGAUGGGAAUCAUUUCGGACAAGAUUUGAGGUCAAUUGAUAUCCAAAGAGGUCGUGAUCAUGGAAUUGGCACUUACAAUGACUACAGAGAACAUUGUGGAAUCCCCAGAGCAACUCAAUGGGAUGACUACCUUGAUUUAAUUCCUGCAAAUCAUGUUGCUAACUUACAGUUGGUUUAUGAAAGUUUUGAGGAUGUUGAAUUGUCUGUUGGUGCCAUGCUUGAGUCUAUAAUUGAUGAAGAAACGUUGGCUGGUCCAACAGUUUUGUGUAUUUUGAAUGAACAGUUCAUGAGAACUAGAGUCAGUGACAGGUUUUGGUUUGAAUCUGGAGACUCAUUGGUUGCAUUCACAAGACAGCAGUUGAGAGAAAUCAGGAAGUCAAGUUUUGCUAGAAUUCUGUGUGACAAUUCAAAUAACAUCACGACAGUGCAGCCUCAAGCAUUCUUUGUUGUUAAUGACACGAAUCCGAUUGUUUCUUGUGCUCAGAUUCCAGUUAUGGAUUUGAGCUUCUGGCAGGAUUCAUAAAUUUUUGAUGUCCUUAUGGCAAAAUUCCUGAAAU
Molecule: messenger RNA, 2014 nt
Organism: Chironomus riparius
Lineage: Eukaryota; Metazoa; Arthropoda; Insecta; Diptera; Chironomidae
Source: the annotation of a GenBank genome assembly